AUGGCAGAAACUCUUCGUAUGGCUGUUGCUGUUCUAGGAAAUUUUUCCUCACUGUCUCUCUAUGCGGCACCAAUUGUGACCUUCAAAAGGGUCAUAAGGAAAAAAAGCACAGAGGAAUUUUCAUGUGUUCCUUACAUCAUAGGAAUGUUGAACGGUCUCCUUUUAACUUGGUAUGGAUUGCCAGUUGUUAGCUACAAAUGGGAAAAAUUUGCUCUUGUCCCUGUUAAUGGAGUUGGAUUUCUUUUGGAGCUUUCUUAUGUUCUCAUUUAUUUUUGGUAUUCUUCCAACAAAGGAAAGGUGAAGGUAGCUAUGAUAGCUUUACCAGUUCUUCUAUUGUUUUGUGUCAUUGCUCUUGUAUCAUCUUUUGCUUUCCCUGAUCAUCGACACAGAAAGAACCUUGUUGGUAGUGUUGGUUUGGGGGUGUCAAUAGCAUUGUAUGCAUCACCUUUGAUUGUUAUGAAGAAAGUGAUACAAACAAAGAGUGUGGAAUUCAUGCCACUACCAUUAUCAUUCUGUACAUUUUUGGCAAGUCUAUUGUGGCUUACAUAUGGACUUCUCAUUCGAGAUAUGUUCGUUGCGGGACCAAAUGUGAUUGGAACUCCCUUGGGAAUUUUACAGCUAGUUCUCCACUGCAUAUAUUGGAAAAGAAAAGUGAUUAUUGAAGAACCAAACAAGGUGGAUCUUGUUCAUAAGGGAGUUAGCUUAGAGAAUUUGGACUUGGAAAAGAAUGUGACAAGUUCUUAG
Lathyrus sativus (Indian pea) is the source of this 744-nucleotide messenger RNA. The record is from the annotation of a GenBank genome assembly. Lineage: Eukaryota; Viridiplantae; Streptophyta; Magnoliopsida; Fabales; Fabaceae.